This is a messenger RNA of Monoraphidium neglectum, 948 nucleotides long. Its product is annotated as tRNA uracil-5-methyltransferase, putative. The transcript has 5 exons. Bases 1 to 948 code for a protein of 315 amino acids. The record is from RefSeq and is a predicted model, not a curated record. Lineage: Eukaryota; Viridiplantae; Chlorophyta; Chlorophyceae; Sphaeropleales; Selenastraceae.
AUGGAGGCAAAGGAUGCUGCGGCAGCGGCGGUGCCGCCGGCGGGCAACGCAGAAGGGCCUGUCACAGCUGAGGCGCUCAGGGCCAAGCUUGAUCAGCUCCGCGAGACGUUCACCAAGGCCAACACGAUGAUCGACAUCUUCAAGGUCGCCCAGGCAGCCCAGCAAAUCGCAAAGCAGUCGAUCGAUAGUAUAUCCAAGCGUCAGGAGGAGGAGCGCGCGCGCGCCGCGGCGGCCGCGGCGGCGCGCGACGCCGAGCGCCGCGAGGCCCUGCUGCGCGCCGCCGCCGCUGGCGACGACGGCGUCAGCUGCGUGCUGCUGCAGCUGCCGGGGGAUGAGAAACCUGGCGGCCGCGGCGGCGCCGCGGCGGCUGCGCCUAACCCGCCUGCUCAGCAGCCCCAGCAGCCCCCACAGCAGCAGCAGGCCCUACAGCAGCAGCAGCAGCCGCAGCAGCAGCAGCAGCCCCCGCAGCUGCAGCAGCAGCAGCAGCAGCAGCAGCAGCAGCAGCAGCGCAAGCGCGGCCCCGACGACGCAGCGCCCGCCGCCAGCCCCUCCCGCCCCGCCGGGCCGGCCGCCAAGCAGCAGAAGCGCGACAUCCGCGACGCCGUCUGCUCCUGGUGGGACGUGCCCUACUCGCAGCAGCUGCAGCGCAAGGCCGCGGCGGUGCAGCGGGCGCUCGCUGACGUCACCGCUCAGUGCCGGGCGGGGUACGCGCACCAGGAGCAGCCGCAGUGGCUGCGGGAGGCGAUCGAGCGGCCGGGCAAGGCCGCGGCGCCCCUGGCCUCCAUCAUCAGGUCACCCCAGCUGGAGGGAUACAGGAACAAGGCCGAGUUCUCAAUAGGGCUGGACGAAGCAGGCCGCCCCGCGGUCGGCUUCCUGCUCGGCUCCUUCAAGGUGCGGCCGGCCACAUGGGCGCCCGUUGCGCGCCCGAUGGCGGAGGCUGUGGGGUAG